AUUGGAUGAAGUAUCUCGCCUUGCUUGUUAUUUUUGAGAAUCGUAGGAGAGUCUACAUACAUAAGUUUAGAAAAUAUGGGUCGCAAAGCAAAAUUUGAUGACGAGAAAAAGGUGAAAAAAGGACCGGGAAGAAAGGCAAGAAAACAAGCCGACCCUAUUUUCAAAAAAGGCCUCAUUGAAGAAGACAAUGAUAUAAAAAAGUUGAGCCACAGACAGAAACAAAGAGCUGCUCGCCGAGCGAAAAAGAAAACAGAAUUGGCUGAAAAAAGAAAAUUGUUAAAACAAGCGAAGAAAAAUGUUGCUAAACAAAAAGAAGUGGUACAUCCAGAUAAUUCUGAUGAUAGUUCAGAAGAUGAAGAAGUACAAGGUUUCACAGAUGAUAAUAAAGAAUGGUUGAAGCCAAAACAAAAAGGAAAAUCUGUGCAAAAGGAACCAGAGACUGAAAGUGACAGUGGGCAUGAAGGCUCAGAUGCAAAAGGAGAUAGUAUUGAUGAAGAUGAAAUUGAUAAACCUGGAAAUGAAAAAUAUAAGCUUGGCACUCUAGAUGACCUCUUUAAGGAUUCCGAUGAAGAAAAUGGUGAUGUAGAUUCAGAUGAUGAAGCAACAGGAAGCUCUAACAAAUUAGCUUACAAUUCUGACUCUGAGGAGGAAAAGAGUGAUGACGAUGAUGACGGAGAUGAUGAUAUGUUGCCAAUUGAAAAGGCUAACUUAAAAUUAAAGAAAAAGCAAAAGUUAGACAAAAAACUUGCAGAUGAGGAAAUGCAACUAAACAUAGCGAAACAAGAUGUAUUUGCUUUUCCUUCAGAAGAAGAGUUACAAAAUCCAACCAGCUUACAAGAUGUAUUACAAAGAAUCAAAGAUGUUGUAGUUGUUCUGAGUGAUUUCAGUAGUCUGAAAGAAGAUGGCAGAUCUAGGUGUGAAUACACAGAUCUCCUUCUUAAAGAUUUAUGUGUGUAUUACAGUUAUAAUGAGUUUUUAAUGGAAGUUUUAAUGCAAAUAUUUCCAGUUCAAGAAUUAAUGGAGUUUUUAGAGGCAAGUGAAGUUGCGAGGCCAGUUACCAUCAGGACUAAUAGCCUUAAAACUAGAAGAAGAGAUUUAGCACAAGCACUUAUAAACAGAGGUGUUAAUUUGGAUCCAGUUGGUAAAUGGAGUAAAGUGGGUUUAGUGGUUUACAGUUCUACUGUACCUAUUGGAGCAACACCUGAAUAUUUAGCUGGACAUUAUAUUUUACAAGGGGCAUCAAGUUUUUUACCUGUUAUGGCACUAGCUCCUCAAGAAAACGAGAGAAUUUUAGAUAUGUGUGCUGCUCCUGGUGGUAAGGCGUCUCAUAUUGCAGCAAUUAUGAAGAAUACAGGUGCACUCUUUGCAAAUGACGCUAACAAAGACAGAACUAAAGCUAUUGUUGGUAAUUUCCAUAGAUUGGGUGUUGUCAAUGCUGUAAUAUGUAAUUAUGAUGGUAGACAGUUCCCUGAUGUAAUUAAAGGUUUUGAUAGGGUUCUGCUAGAUGCCCCUUGCACUGGUACUGGUGUGAUUGCUAAAGAUCCAAGUGUUAAAACUACAAAAGAUCAAAAAGAUAUUCAGAGGUGUUUCAAUCUGCAAAGGCAACUGUUGUUGGCUGCUAUAGAUUGUUGUAAUGCAAAAUCAAGUACAGGAGGUUACAUUGUGUACUCCACAUGUUCAAUAUUGCCUGAAGAAAAUGAAUGGGUAGUUAAUUACGCAUUGAAAAGGAGGAAUGUCAAAUUAGUUCCGGUUGGACUUGAUUUUGGCACAGAAGGUUUUGUCAAAUACAGACAUCAUAGAUUCCACCCCUCCUUGAAAUUAACAAGGCGUUUUUACCCACACACUCACAACAUGGAUGGAUUCUUUGUGGCUAAACUCAAGAAAUUCUCAAAUGUCAUUCCGGAACCAGUAAAAGAUGAAGAUGAUGAGGAAACAGAAAACAAAGAAAAAGAUGAGCAGCCUAAAGAAAAAGCAGAGGAGCAGUCUAAAGAAAAUGCAGAUAAGAAAUCUGAAGUUGAAGAACCCAAAAAACAGAAAAACAUAAAAAGUAAUCCAUUAAAAAGACCAGCUAAUUCAUCUGAGACACAAUUACCGAAGAAAAAAAAGAAACCUCGGAAGCAGAAAACUAAGAAAUAAUUUCAAGUGUUACUUGUAAAUGUAAAAAUUUAGCAUUUAAUAUUUCAAAUAUUAAGAAUAGCGGAAUGUUCCGUUUGUUAUAUUUUAUGAGCGAAAAUAGAUCUUAAGCUGAAGCCAGUUAAUAAAGAGCUAAUUAAUUCCAAAAUACGGAUUAACCCAUAUUGAAAGCUUACUCGUGACAUUAAAUGGAUUUGAACCUUCUUAAGACCCUUUUCAUUAACGACGACCUUUUUUAUUCCAUGUAUUUCACUACGAACAAUUUUAGUUCAGGAUACAUAUUUUCUUGAUUUCUAUAUGACAAUCCUUCUGGUUUUCUUUCAU
Diatraea saccharalis (sugarcane borer) is the source of this 2457-nucleotide messenger RNA. Lineage: Eukaryota; Metazoa; Arthropoda; Insecta; Lepidoptera; Crambidae. The record is from the annotation of a GenBank genome assembly.